Aureobasidium musti is the source of this 621-nucleotide messenger RNA. NCBI's taxonomy places the organism in Eukaryota, Fungi, Ascomycota, Dothideomycetes, Dothideales, Saccotheciaceae. The record is from the annotation of a GenBank genome assembly.
AUGGCUCGCCAACUCUUCAUCACUGCGCUUCUGCUCACAACUUCUCUCGCCCAAACCCUCAACACCACAUCAGAUCAAAGUCUCAAUCUCCGCUCAAACUACGGCUGGUCCCCCGCUGUCCUCCUUCAAGACAGCAGCGGUAUCUGCCCCCUNUACGCAUACAUAAACUGCCAAUCCAUCUCAGGCCCAAACUAUUGUUGCGGAUCUGGAACUUACUGCGCUUACGGAGGUCCGGAAAACCACAUUGGCUGUUGCGCAGACAACGCCGUGUGUGAUGGCGAGCCAGGUGUGCCGUAUACCACUGUCUAUGUACCCAGUGCCACUGCAACGACCUGGUGGACGGUUUCUGGAGGCGCCACGGCAACGGGAUUGGUAGGGCCUGCGUAUACGGUUACCACGACUACCACUGCGACGCAAUAUGUUACUGGUCCGCCGCCGACGAUUUGUAGUACGCUGUAUGCGAAGGGAGAUAAUUUGCCUACUACGGCGGCUGCGCAGUGUGGGCUUGUGCUUGUGUUGAAUGCUGCGCCAGGAAGAGGUGUUGAUGGCAUGGGUCUCGCGGUCGGACUCGCUGCGAUGAAUGGAUUUGCGGCUGCGUUGGGCUGGAUGGGGUUGUUGUGA